UUGGAUCACCACGUUCCCUUGCCACGGACAGCCCCAGGGUCCAUUAUGCAGGUAGCUCCGGGGUCAGAACGGGACCUCGCCGCCUGUAACCACACGGGGAACCAGCCCCGGGACUGUCUCUCGACGAGUCCCAGCCAGAAUAGGAGCUUGCUUGCUGCUGCCAACCAAACCGAUUCCCUCGAUAGAGACGAAAACCUGGCCAAGACCGAGAUCUUGGUGUUGGGCGUCAUCUUCUUGGUGGCCGUCAUUGGGAACCUGGCCGUUCUUUUGGCUCUAUGCAAGACUAAGAGGAAGAUGUCUCGGAUGCACCUCUUCAUCAGGCACCUCAGCAUGGCCGACCUGGUGGUUGCCGUGUUGCAGGUGUUGCCCCAGUUCAUCUGGGACAUCACCUACAGGUUCAAAGGUCCCGAUUCCCUGUGCCGGAUAGUCAAGCAUCUCCAACUGUUCAGCAUGUACGCCUCCACUUACAUGACGGUCAUGAUGUCGGUAGACCGCUACAUCGCCAUCUGCCACCCUCUGAAGACCCUCCAAAAACCCACCAAGAGGUCCCAUCGGAUGAUCGUCGCCACUUGGCUGGGCAGUCUUCUCCUGAGCGUCCCGCAGUACUUCAUCUUCUCCGUCAACGAGGUCGAGAAGGGCUCUGGGGUCUACGACUGCUGGGCGAGAUUCGUCCCGCACUGGGGAGUUAAGACCUACAUCACCUGGAUCACCAUCGCCGUCUUCAUCAUCCCUGUCCUCGUCAUGGUGGCCUGCUAUUCCUGCAUUUGCUGCAGCAUCUUCAGAAAUAUCAAGUACAAGACCAAGAAAACCGAGGCUGGCACCUCAUUUGAGAAUGGCCAAAUCAGCAUCGGCGCGAAUAACAUGAAAACCAUCUCCAAAGCCAAGGUUCGUACGGUGAAAAUGACUUUGGUAAUUGUUGUGGUUUACAUGCUGUGCUGGGCGCCCUUCUUCACCGCCCAGAUGUGGUCGGUCUGGGACAACAACUCUCCGAAGGAUGAUUCUACAGACGCGCUAUUUACCCUCACCAUGCUACUUGCUAGUCUGAACAGCUGCUGUAAUCCGUGGAUCUACAUGUUCUUCAGUGGCCACCUCCUGAGCGACAUCAUACAUUCUUUUCCUUGUUGCUGUAAAGUCACCCAAAAGCUGGAGGAUUCGGAAGGCAGCAUUAAGCAGGACACCCUGCUGACCAAGAUAAAUAUUUGGAAAAUCAAGGAAUUGAAGGUAACGGGGAAAAGGCACGGAAGAGGAGUUGAGGCCAGCAUAGAUCAGCCAUGAUCAUAUUGAAUGGCGGGGCAGGCUUGAGGGUCCUAGUGGCCUACUCCUGAACUUAUUCUCUUGUGCUCUUGUGUUCUACUGCACUGAAUUAUAUUUCAUCCAGUGAUUGUUGACAUAAAGAAUCUAAGAACUCUGGUAUUUGGUUAUUUCAAUACACCUCUGCAUUCACAGACCUAUAAUAGUUUGGUUAAGUGACAGCAAAUGAGAAGAUAGAUAAAACAUGUAGAUGAAAUAUAUUAGAUCCAGCUGAUCAAACUUAAAUUAUAUAUGAUCUCGAGCUUACAUAAUCUCCAAUAAUGCCCGAUAUAAGCUUUAGGACCCUCAUUUGGCUAGGCAUGUUACAACCCUCAGGGCUUAAUAUUGAGUUUAAUAAUUUCAGGUAAGCGCCUUGUUUUUCCCCACAGAUGUAGCUGUGCCUUCCUGUUUCAAAUAGUUUCUAUAUCAUUUUGUUCCACAAACACUAAAGUAAUUGUUAGGUUGACAACUUUGGUCUGCACUCUGUUAGCAGGCCAUUCUCCCUGUUCUCUUCCCGCCUUCCCCCAUCUGCAGCUUAGAACAUGCUUGCUUCCUCACUUUUCCAGUUCUGAUGAAAUGUCCUUGACUUGAAACGUCCACUUUCUUUCUCUCCUUGAUCUGCGGAGUGCUUGCACCGUUCUUAUUUUCAAUAUUUGCAAGUUUUUUUUGCCCAAAAUCUUAAAUUAUAUAACUGUCAGAUCUCUCAACAAUGCUAUGACUGAGUAAAGAAGUAUGCUACACUUUAGUCAUUCAUAGCAUGCACACUAUCUAAACAUCUUUUUCUCCAGGACUUACCCCAUUCGCCGCCAUUUCUUCCUCCCACCCUCGCCUUCUCCUGAUUACAUGGACAAGGAAUGAGACCUCUUUAGCACCUAAUCCAAGUGUGAACCCAGAAAUGAUGGUUGACAGAUUAUUCCAUCUUGGGUUACUUAACUCCAUUUGUGACAAGAUCCAACUUUCCAUUUAGAAUCAUUAGACAUCGAGUCACUGGAUAAUGACUGGGAAGGGGAAUGCCAAUUGAUUACCUUCCUCCUAUCUCCAGAGUCUGAGAUCAUUUGUGUAGCUCUUAAGUUUACCCAGCUGCAACCAACUAAGUCAGGUCUGAUUUAGGAUUGAAACCAUGCACCAUUUGGAUUAGUAUCAAACAGCAUUGUGCAUCUUCUCUCACAUCUUAGGGCUGAUGUAGAGUGACAAUCAUAACUUUGCAUUCAAAUAAGUAUGACAGAUGUACGUCAAAUAAUGAAGUGUAUCAGUUUGUUGGUUCCUUCCUAAUUGUGAAUUAGUGAAUGUGUUAUAUAGUCCAUCGACUGCUCACAGUGAUUAGGGACCAUAAUGCAUAUUAGAGUUUAUAAAUAUUGCCUUAGUGCAUCAAGUAUCUAUUAUAUCUUUGUAUACUGUGUACAGUUUUGGUUUAUUGUGUACAGAUCUGGUCACCCUGUUAUAGGAAAGACGUCAUUAGGCUUGAAAGAGUGCAAAGAAGAUUUACGAGAAUGUUGCCAAGACUUGAGGGCCUGAGUCAUAGGGAGAGGCUGUGCAGUCUAGGUCUUUAUUCCUUGGAGUGUAGGAGACUGAGGAGUGACCUUAUAGAGAUGUAUAAAAUCAGGAGGGGCAUAGAUCGGGUGAAUGCACACAGUCUUUUUCCCCAGGGAAAGGGAACCUAAAACUAGAGGGCAUAGGUUUAAGGUGAGAGGGGAAAGAUUUAAAAGGGACCUGAGGGGCAACUUCUUCACACAGAGAGUGGUGCAGAUAUGGAACGAGUUGCCAGAGAAAGUAGUUGGGGCAGGUACAGUAACAACAUUUAAAAGACAUUUGGAUAUGUACGUGGAUAGGAAAGGUUCAGAGGGAUAUGGGCCAAAUGGAACUAUCUUUGGUGGCCACCUCGGUUGGCAUGGAUCAGUUGCGCCAAAGGGCCUGUUUCUAUGCUGUAUUACUCUAUGGCUUGAUAUGCCAUGGUUUAUGCAGAUAUGAUUUAGGAUUGAGCUUUCCGAAGGGAUCUUCUGCGUCGUGUCUUUCACGAGGUGGGCAUUUGUGACCUCUCAAGAACUCCAUUAAUCUUUCCCAUUAUCAGAAAAAAUGAAGUCACAUUGCUAGGGGUUAACCCAAUGAGCUCUGAAACAAAAUCCUCCAAGUCCUCACUGCAUUUAUAAGGGAAGUUUUAAAUUAGAUGUUUUUAUAAUGCUUAAUCCUGGUAAUGUUGAAUAUAAACAGAUAUUGAUGAUAAUCACCAUCGUGUUUAAGGUUGGUGUAGCUAUUGGAUAACCAGGUAGUAGUAUCUACGACUCCCUCUUAGAGAAGGUUUGAUCUGAACUAUGGCUACUAUCUCAGCAGCCUAUAAUACCAUCAUUCUGUUGUGAGACUUGGAUUAGUAAGUCUCUGCAAUAUUGUGUUGUCUUCAGUGAAAUCUAGAGAUGCCAUUGUAAAAUGGCAGAGAGAGAUUGAAGCAAAUUAAAUAAAUCUCAUUAAAAAUUUAAAUUAGAGAAAGGAAAUAUAAACCUUCAGUAAGACAAUGUUCCAGUCUUCAAGAUGAGGUGGUAAACCAGUUUGAGGUAUGAAAAGGAAGCCAAUGAGUCUAUUCCAAAGACACAGGUUUUAAGGAAAAAGUAAUUAAGAUCCUUACGAAUAGGGUGGGAGAAGAUUGUUGGGAGAGUUAGAAAUAACAAGUUCCAAAAGAUAAACUUCAUAUAAAAUUGUGAUUCCUCAAGAGUUACUGAUACAAAUAUGUAGUCUCACUGAAAGGUCCUGCUGGGAUUAAUAACAGAUGAGAAAAAAAAUCCCAAUUUAUUAGAGAUUAUGGUCCAGUUAAAAGGGAUGGUGGUACAAUGCUUUUUUUAAUAUUCAUUUAUGGGAUGAGCUGAGAGCUUUGCUUGCAAGGCCAGCAGUUAUUGUCCCUCUUAAGGUGCCGGUGAGCCACCUUUGACUGCUGCAUUCCUUCUUGUGAAGGCAUUCUCAUAGUGCUUCAGGGCAGUGAGUUCCAGGUUAGAGACCCAGUGACAAAGAAGAAACAACAAUAUAUUUCCAAGUCAACAUGCUGUGAGGGGGCCCUGCAGGUUAGUGUUCCCAUGUGCCCGCUGUGAUUGCUCUUGUUCGUGGUGGAAUACAAGGGUUUGGAAAGUGCAAUCGCAACAGGCUUGGUGAGCAACUGCGGCUCAUUUUGUAGCUGAACCACUACAAGUUCUGUACCAGUGGCAGAGAUAUUUAGGCUUGUGGAUGGGAUACCAGUCAAGUGAGUUGCUUUGGCCUACAUUGUGUGAAGCUUCUUGAGUGCGAUUGGAGGUAUCUGUAUCUAGACAAGUGGGGAAUAUUCCAUCAUAUCCUAAUGUAUGCCUUAUCCCUUAAUGGGGGGUGGGGUAUUUUGGGUUGCCAAAUGGAGACUGGAAGUCAUAAAUUGGGUGGGCUAUGGGUGUGUCCUCUUUGGUCAUUCAGAGCAAUGUUACUGUAGACCUGGGGAAGAGGUCCCUCAUCCUCUCACCCUGAGUAUGAUACAUGUGACAGACAUAUAAGAGAGAAAAAAAAGACAAUUUUUAAAAAUAACUUAAGAAAACCCAAAAGAAAAUGUGAGUUUUCAAUAAAUUAAUUUGCGUAGGAACCAGCUGGACCUCAGCGUCCUUAAAAUUAUCAGAAGGUUGUAGUCUACCUUCUCAAAUAAAGAAGGAAGAAGGGAUUGGCCACUUGAUCGUCUUGAAUCAUACAAUUUUAACAACCAUAUUCAAUUCUAAAAUGUAAUCCCUUUGUGGAAUAUAGACCCUUAAGACAUAUGUUUUGCCAAGUUAUUCUUUCCCUUCCUAUCUAUCCCACCCCCCCCAAACAACCCUGACAUUACACUUACAUAGGGGGGGGGAACAUACAUUCUGUCAA
This is a messenger RNA of Pristis pectinata (smalltooth sawfish), 5145 nucleotides long. RefSeq names its product arginine vasopressin receptor 1Aa (gene avpr1aa). The record is from RefSeq and is a predicted model, not a curated record. Gene Ontology annotation, molecular function: vasopressin receptor activity; peptide binding. The transcript has 3 exons. Gene Ontology annotation, biological process: regulation of systemic arterial blood pressure by vasopressin; positive regulation of vasoconstriction; G protein-coupled receptor signaling pathway. Bases 46 to 1275 code for a protein of 409 amino acids. Lineage: Eukaryota; Metazoa; Chordata; Chondrichthyes; Rhinopristiformes; Pristidae. Gene Ontology annotation, cellular component: membrane.